This is a messenger RNA of Capsicum annuum, 1735 nucleotides long. Its product is annotated as epoxide hydrolase A. Bases 563 to 1528 code for a protein of 321 amino acids. The transcript is spliced from 4 exons. Gene Ontology annotation, molecular function: hydrolase activity. The record is from RefSeq and is a predicted model, not a curated record. NCBI's taxonomy places the organism in Eukaryota, Viridiplantae, Streptophyta, Magnoliopsida, Solanales, Solanaceae.
AUUUAUUAUAUGUUCAGAUGCUUUAUCUAAAUAAACCUUAGUUCGAAUGUCUAAAUCUACUAUCAAAUUUAAGAAGUUGUCGAUGUAUUCUUCUUUUUAAAAUCUUGAAGUAUUAUUGAUUUAAGUUGCAUGGACUUUUCAUUUUUAAUGUCACACCCAUGUCGGAUUCUUCAAAAAUACACUAAUUUUGAUUAAUCCGACAUGCACCCAUUGACAUUUUUAACUAGUCCAAGCAACAUAGUUAUUGAUGCUAUAUUGUACACCAAACACCGUGUGAAGCUCCAGACAUGGGGACACCAUAUUUAGUGAAAUUGACAAUGAGUUCUAUGACAGCCACAAAAAUCAUAGCCUGAUAUUUGCUACAGCUACUCUGAACAAUAGCCACAUUUGCCCAACCACACCACGACUAAAAGUUUGGUGCACUAAAACUCGUGCUAUCUGCGGGAAAUGAAGAAUGGCCGGACGACAUGGAUCUAUUGUACACCAAGACUAAUAAAAACCCCAAAUUUAUCACUCCAGAGAAAGAUUCAAGAAAAUAUAGAGUGAAAAAAAAAGAAGCAAAAUGGAGAAGAUAGAGCACAAAAUGGUAGCUGUAAAUGGCAUAAAUAUGCAUGUAGCAGAAUUAGGCCAAGGUCCAACAAUCCUCUUCUUACAUGGCUUCCCUGAGCUCUGGUACUCAUGGCGCUACCAAAUCGUCUACUUAGCCGAACAUGGCUAUCGUGCUGUGGCGCCUGACUUGAGGGGUUAUGGAGAUACUACAGGUGCACCCCUUAAUGAUCCUUCAAAGUUCAGUAUCUUUCACCAUGUGGGUGAUCUUGUAGCACUGAUUGAAGCCAUAGCUCCAAAUGAAGAUAAUGUUUUUGUUGUUGGACAUGACUGGGGUGCCACAAUUGCUUGGCAUUUAUGCCUUUUUAGGCCAGAUAAAGUUAAAGCCUUGGUGAAUUUGAGUGUCCAUUUUCCCAGAAGGAACCCACAGAUGAAUACUGUUGAGAGGGGAAAGGCUUUCUAUGGGGAAGAUUAUUAUAUUUGCAGAUUUCAGGUACCAGGAGAUAUUGAGGCUGAAUUUGCUCCAAUUGGUGCUAAGUCUAUUCUUAAGAAAAUUUUGACCUACCGUCAUCCUGGACCACUUUAUUUUCCAAAAGGCAAAGGUCUUGAGGCUAUCCCUGAUGCUCCAAUUGCCCUUUCAUCUUGGCUGUCUGAGGAAGAGUUGGAUUACUAUGCCAGCAAGUUUGAGCAGACUGGCUUCACUGGGGGAGUUAACUAUUACCGAGCUUUGCCCAUAAACUGGGAACUCACAGCACCAUGGAAAGGUGCUCAAGUUAAAGUUCCAACCAAAUUUGUCGUCGGGGAAUUCGACUUGGUCUAUCAUAUGCCAGGUGUUAAAGAGUACAUACAUAAUGGUGAAUUUAAAAAAGAUGUCCCAUUGUUGGAGGAAGUUGUGGUUUUGGAAGGUGCAGCUCACUUUUUCAACCAAGAAAGGCCGGAUGAGAUUAACAAGCACAUCUAUGACUUCAUUCAGAAGUUCUAAACUUUCUCUUUCCUUUGAAUUUGCUGGAGAAAUAUGACCUCAUUAAUGAAGAAAGGAAUAGUAAUCUAGACUUUGCGGAAAGAAGCCAAAAUAAAUUAGUCCGCAGUAUUUUGUGUAAGCAGCAUCUGUUUGUUGUCGUAAUCUGGCUUGUACCUAAGUUUGAAUUUGGAACAUUUUGAUAGUAAGGUUUUACUCUUCCAUUACAAA